AUGGAUCCUCCCGGGGUGACUUCGAUGCAGGUUGAACAAGCCGGCUCGCCUACUGAAGUUGCCGAUGAAAUCUCAGAUUCGGAGAUCGGGAUUGAGCCCAAGAUGGAGGUUGAGGAAGAGGCGAAAUUGGAGAAGAGGAAAAGAGAAGAAGACCGAAAGAAGAAGAGGAGAGCAGCACGUGAGCGAGCUGGAGGAGGAGCUGGCGAGACAGAAGAGGACGAGUUGGACAGCCCCAGCAAGAGAGCUUCGGUUGGUGGUGACCUUCCUUUGACGGCGCGAGAACUCCGAGAACUUCUGUGUGAUCACCGGCGAGACAUGACCGAAGCUUGGAGGACAUUUGAGGAUCGUGUCACUCGCCUUGAGAAGGAGGGGGAAAGCCGUAAAGGGGAGAUCGCCUCGAUUGCAGGAAGAACGAAAGUGAAUGAAAGAGACAUCAUGAACGUCAAGAAGGCCGUCGAUCAGCACAAGCACAGCCUCGAAGCCAGUGACAAGAAGGUCGACUUGCUGGUGGAGGACGUCAAGAACCUUAAAGUUCAGCUUCAAAGUGUCAAGACUGGACCCGUACUACCUGAAGAAGCCAAAGAUCCCUGGGGCGAGUACAUUCGACAACAACAGGGACGAGCUCCUUGGGUACCUCCAGCACAACGACUUGGUGGGGCGAAUCCUUCGGCUGGGGCGAAUCCUCUCCCUAUGGACCAGGAAGGGAUGAAGGGUGACAAUGACGUUCUGUCGGAGGAAGACAAGCGCACUCUCAUCGUUGGAGGCUGGUCACAGGACACCCGCCGCAUGGUGAUAGAGGAAGAGUCACGUAGUCUGUUGGAGCACCCCGAGAUCAAACCGUUGCUGGACGUGGAUAAGAUUGCCGUGUACGGUCCCCGUCGCAGCGUGGGCAUGGUCAAGUUCACUCUGAGGGAUGGGGAGAAGUCGUUUGAAGAGGUCAAGAAGAGAAUGUGGCAAGUGGUCCGCAUUGCAGCGCAGCUCAAACUCGAGACUCCGGUCAUCACAUAUCAGCAUGGUGCGAAAGUCACGAUCGAGCUGGCCAGUGACUCCAAAGAUGAAGGAGGGGGCGUUUUGAACGAAAUGCAUGUUCAGCAGUCGGCCUAUGACAUGGAUUGGAGUGCAGGAACCAUAUGGUGUGGUCUGCACAAGUUAGGAUCAGCCACCCAUCGCAAGCCCAAAGACGCUGAAACGGUGCUCAUGAGUGGAGGCUGGGUGAACCUCGAUGCGGUUGGGCUCAUUGCGGGAUGUUCGGUCGAUGCAUGUUUCACCCCAGAGGAAACUGGGGAGAAUUGGGAGCCAUCUGCUAAUGGCCCUGAGCAUGGGACGGGGAAGUCUAAGACUACUACCCGGACUACGAAGAGCAGAAAGUUGCAGAAAUGGGGUCGACUUGCUACCUGGAACCUCGGUGGACAAGAUGUUCAUAAGGUUGAUGUUGCAGGUCGAGACCUUGACAUUGUGUGUGUUCAAGAAGUUGCAAGGGGAGAAGUUCAUUGGACCACGGAGAAUACGGACAACUUCCACUGGGUAUUGCAUCGUUCUGCCAGUCAAUGGAGAGCCGUUGGGGUAGGUAUUGCCUCUGAUAAGCUUGAUUGCAUCGUGGGAAAGGUCGCUUCUACCAGAGGAGUGUGGAUUCUUGCCCGACUACGUGGGUUGGGACGAGUUGUUCUGGGCAGCAUGCACUGUCACACCGGGGCGACCAACGCUAUUUACCAAGCUGCGGUUCAGCAAUUUGUACGAGAAUGUCCUGGUAAAUGGCGGCAAUACCCUUGCUGGUGUGGCAUUGAUGCAAAUGAACAAUUCCGAUGGGCUGCAGGGAACGACGAUGAGGACACUCGCCUUGUUAAUGGUUCCACCAACCUGAAUGACCUUGCCAACCAGCUGCUUGCACGUGAUCUUCGUCCUAUCGCUCCUUGUGAAGAUCAGUGGCACAGUCCAACACACUUUCCGCGGGACACCAAACGUCGUGGCAGACAGAUUGAUGCAGUGUGGAACAGGCAGCUCAAGGUCACGAACGUGACCAUCGAUGCGAAGCGGCGUCACAUUAUAGGCACGGACCAUGCGCUUCUCUACUCAGAUUUGCAAUCUGGCAGGGUUCCUCUUGCUCGGUGGGGGAACGACUCAAGACCACGCUACAUGAGGAAAGACAUCCCGUCCCAACGGAUAAGCAAUGCAGAGGACCUUGCCGACCUUGCAAAAAAGUGCACUGGCCCUCGAUUCAGUCAUGCCUACAGGGAUCCAGAAAUGGUUCUUCAAGCCAUGCGUGAUGCACGUCAGAACAAUGAUGCAAAGUCCUGGAAAGCUGUGCACCGCCUUCGACGUCGUGCUCGUCGCCAAUGGGAAGCCGGUCGACUUUCGGCUAUCCUACAUGGAGAUUGGUACCAAUAUCGUACUAGGAAGAAGGAGAAGAAUCGCAGAGUCGGAUGGUGGGGCAACUUGCUCAAAGACUCAUCCUCGACUGCCCUCACACAAAAGGUCGAGAACCACCUGAAGGGCAAAUUGGAAAAUGAAUUUGGUGACGAUUGGGAUGACCUUCUCCAACAGCAGAUCGAGAUGGUUGAGAUCAGGGAGGAUUUCGAGGAUUUCACCUUGCUGAAUGUCAGGGAGGCCCUCCAGGAGAUGAAGCCGCACAGUGCUGUGGGACCAGACGGGAUUAGUGUGGGUUUCCUGCGUGCAGCUGCGAGCCACGAUGAAGUUGCACCACAACUCCUGCAGCUCAUCAAUGACACGGUGGCCAACCUCCACUUGCCCGCGAUCUGGCAGGACAAUUUCCUGGCUUUGCUCGCCAAAGUUGAUUGGCCGCAGAAACCAAACGACCUAAGGCCAAUAUGUGUCAGCUCCGCUUUUCACAAGCUCGUCAAUAAGAUGGUUUGUUCCCGUGUCAUGCCUGCCAUGCGGACGGGAUCAAAAGUUUCGGGUUGUGGGCGAGGAAGACAGGCAGCUGAUGUGAUUGGGACGCUUAGCAGGGUCAGAGAUCUCACGCAAGAAUGGCGACUACCGACCCUCCUAUGCAAGCUGGACAUCUCCGGUGCAUUUGAUCGCAUAGAUCGUCAAAAAAUUGCGGAAUUCCUCAAAGCGAAGCUCCAGGACAAAGGCGUGCAGCACGAGCUGAAGUUCAUGCUUUGCCAAUUGCGCUCGUAUCGGUUGAUUGGUCAGGUACCUGGAGGCAAUCAAAUACAUAUUGAGCCCAACAUUGGCAUUAAACAGGGGGCUCCUGAGAGCGCCGAAAUCUUUGGGUUGGUAAUGGAUGAGAUCCUCAGCACGCUCACCAACAUGAAAGCAUGGGGCGAUCUUGGACAGGCAUUUGACGACACGGACCUUGACCUUGUCUUCUAUCAGGACGACAUCUUUGUCAUUGAGACUGAACUUGUCCGCUUGGGAAGAAAGGUCAAGGUGCUGGAGCGAUGUUUGGGGCGACAUGGGCUUCAUCUUGCCAGUGAAAAAACCAAGAUCAUUGCCUCUCCCUUCUACAAGGGAUGCCGUCGUGUACAAGUAGGGGGCACACCGUUCGAGAUUGCCAAGCCUGGGGAGUCCAUCAAGGUCCGUGGAUUAUCCUUCUGUCUCCAUGAGAAAUCGUCACAGCAAGCUCGUGAACUGUUGGGACGCACUCGGGAUGCUGCAAUGGGCCAUCGUGAACUACUUCGAGGACAUGCGAGUUGGACAAAAAAGGUCGACAUGAUGAAGACCCUGGUUGAAUCCCAAUUUGCUUGGACGGCAGGGGCAGUACACUGGUCAGCGGAAGAUCUCCGACAAGCAAACAUCUUGCAGAUCCACACCAUGCGUACUGCCUUUAGGCUCUUCCGUAAACCUGAGGAGAAAUGGCAUGAGUGGAAUGCCAGAACUAUGCGUCAUUGUAGAGCCUGGCUUGCGAGUAAUGGACGAGAUAGAUGGUCGACUGUGAUUCUCCGCCUCCAACACACACUUGUGGGGCAUUGGGCUAGACGCCAAGAAUGGAUAGAUGGGCACAAUGAUUGCAUUUGUUCUUUACCGAUGCGGGCACUGCUCUGGAGAAACACAGAGUGGUGGAGAGGACAACAACAGCUUAGUGCCAGAACAGGAAUUCGUCACAAGCAACAUGUCUUCGUUUCCAACAUUGAAAGAGCACUAGCUGAUUCGCAUGGAGUCCAAUGGUUCAAACUUGCACAAGAUCGUGCCCGCUGGGCACAAGAACGUACCUCUUUCCUUGCAAUGUGGGAUGUGAAGUGGUGUCAAGGACGCCAACUUGCGCUUCCGAUGUGA
This is a messenger RNA of Symbiodinium sp. CCMP2592, 4236 nucleotides long. Lineage: Eukaryota; Dinophyceae; Suessiales; Symbiodiniaceae. The record is from the annotation of a GenBank genome assembly.